GUUCCAGGACAGCCAAGGCUACACAGAGACCCUGUCUCAAGCCCCCCCCCAAAGAAAAGCACUCCCCCAUUUUGGGGCUGGAUAGAUGAGAUGGCUCAGCAGUUAGGAGCACUGGCUGUCUAUCCAGAAGACCUAGGUUCACUUCCCAGAAUCCAUGUGGCAGCUCACAACUGUAACUCCAGUUUGAAGGGAUCGGAUACCUUCACAUAGGUAGAUGUGCAGGCAAAGCACCAAUAAAAUAAAUAAUUUUUAAAAAAAUCCAUAUGUAGAAAAACAGGCUAGAUUUAAUUAGUGCUCCUAUACUGCCUUAGAGAGCUAUGCGGCUGCCUGCAAUGUGGAAGGGAAGGUCUAGGUGGCUCCUGCGCAGAGGAUGAAUGCCUGCAGUGCCAGUUUAGGUUGUCUGCUUCCUGCACCGCCUGAUCAGGGAUAACUUCAUGCAGUGCCUGUGGCCCUGGCACACUCCUAGUAGUCUGUGGUAGGGUCAGGUCUGGUUUCAGGGAAGGGGUCCAAUGAGGAGGCUCCAGACCAGUCUAGAUAGCCUUGAGAGUCAGGAUACAGGUUUUCAGUUGUGUGCAGACAAGCUCAGCAGGUGCCAUGCUUUCACCAACUGCCACACCUGAGCUGGUCUCCAGACCCGGUAGAGGCUGUCAGGUUUUAGUGCUACCCCGUGCAGGUCCCACAUUGUGAGAGGACUGAAUAGGAGCAGGGCAGGUGAGUCCCCACUCUCCCAUACUCUGGGGCAGACCAAGCCUCAGCAUCCAUCUCUAACAAUCAGCCUGCCAAAGAUUCACUCAGCCGGGCGGUGGUGGCGCAUGCCUUUAAUCCCAGCACUCGGGAGGCAGAGGCAGGCGGAUCUCUGAGUUCGAGACCAGCCUGGUCUACAAGAGCUAGUUCCAGGACAGGCUCCAAAAUCACAGAGAAACCCUGUCUCGAAAAACAAAAACAAAAAAAAGAUUCAUUCAGUUUAACCACCUCUAUAGUGAUUUUGUUGCACCUAAAUACACAUGUAUAUAUAGACAAAUAUAUGCACUUGGACCAGCACAGGCAAGCUCUGUGCACACACACAUGGACACGGGUGUGCACCUAAAUACAUAGGCAAGUGGGCUGUAGAGUGUGUCACAGUUAACACAUUUGCACAUUCAGGCACAUGUGAACAGCUGUGAACCCAUACAAAGCACAGCAAAAUAAACAUACGACCACCUGUGCUAGUACAGGAUGCACAUGCAACUCAGGAGUAAAGUACAUGCCAACAUGCAGGAAUCCCUAAAUUUGAUCUCCAGCAUAUACACAGCACCAAUGCACACACACACAUUGCAUGCAUAGUCACAUAAACAGGUAUGUAAGUGCAUGCCGUCAAGCUACUAGCACACAUACAGGCUCAAGUAUGUCAGAUCCUUACUUGGUCCUAGUAAGGAGCAGAAAGACACAUGCAGGCAUGCACAGCAGACUCACCCUGCAGAAGGCAUGUAGGGAACAUGCUUAGGUCAUAUUUAGCCCUGAAUAUGAGGCAAAUAUAAAGUCAUCUAUCCCCUUGUGGCUUCCAGCAGGCACAGAACCCUCUGAUCCGGAGAUACCCCGCUUGUGAACCACUGCUAAUCAUGUGACCCCAUCUCUCCUAACCUGUAAAAUGGGGCUGUGAUUUAGGCACCAUCUUCCCCCAAGAUGUAAGCUCACAAAAGAGUGGUCGUGAAUCCAGCUGGGCAAACAGUAGGUCCUCGUGCCUGUUUCUCCGUCAGUAUUCCCAGCCAGUCCCUACCCUGGUUCCCUCAACUAUACCGAGCAAACUCCUAUAGGACAGGGGAACGACUUGCUAGGGUCUCUUCUGGAGAAUUGGAGGGGGCUGAGGGGUGCAGAGUCAGCAGCCCGAGGAUUGGGACUUUGCCACCCUGAUUAAAAAGCUAGGAGACUGAGCUUCACCUGUCCUUGUCUCUGAUUGGCCCCAGAGCGUUCCUAGCUCCCAAAUCCCACUAAGCAAUCCUGCCAGGGCCUGCACGGGUCUGUGGAGAGCCAGUUGAUUGCCAGCUUUAGGGCCAAAAGGUCUGAGGAGGUCAGAAGCUACCUACCCUAUCCCUUUGCCUGCUCCUGGGACCAUGGGGGCCGGGGCCAGCGCUGAGGAGAAGCAUUCCAGAGAGCUAGAAAAGAAGCUGAAAGAGGAUGCUGAGAAGGAUGCUCGCACCGUGAAGCUGCUGCUGUUGGGUAGGGGUGCGGCCAGUGUUGGGGAGGGGCUGCUGCGGGUCAGCAGCCUGGGGCCAGGCAAGCAGCCUUUCUAUGACACAAGGAUUCCUUGCGGGGUGGGGGUGUGUGUGACAAUGUGGUGGGGCAGGGUACAGAGUAGGAGCCGGUCCCCAGCAAGGUCUGACAGGUGGUGAUGUCCCAGUCCCCUAAGGUUAGGUAUCCCAUGACAAUUUCCCAGAGACACACUGCAGAAGUGUGUGCCAAACACAUCUUUGUAUAAAGGUGUGUAUUCAGGCACACUUUGGCCCUCAGGCUCUAGCCUUUGGUUUUCCAAAGCCUGCUCAACAAGGCUUGGGUCUUCUUGGUGGCUCUUUCUCCCUCUGGAAUAAGGCUCUAGGGUCGCCCAUGUCUACAAAGACCAUGAGUACCAUAACUUUAUCAUCAGUAGACCUGUGAAACAGCUAAAGAAAGUAGAAAGAUGCCAGUGAUGGUGCACGCCUUUAAUCCCAGCACUUGGGAGGUAGAGGCAGGCAGGUCCCUGAGUCUGAGGCCAACCUGGUCUUCGGAGAACGUUCUAGACUAGCCAGAGCUAUACAGAGAAACCCUGUGUAGGGGUGGAGUGGGGGGACAAAGUGAAAAGAUAUUGAUGCCUGUAUGAAUAAAGCCAAGCCCAUGAUCCCAUGGGUGGUAAAGAGAGAUGGGGGUGUUGCCAUUGCUUAACCCCCAAGGGAAAGUUGCUGAUUUAGGGGGGCAGCCAGGGCCCCCAGGAGAAAGACCGAGAAGCUAAGCCGGAAAUCCCAUUAAUUGUAUCCAACACCCUUGAGGAGGGCAGGCUCAGAAAGGAUGUCAGCUCUGUCCUCUUCCCCCAUCUAAGGUGCUAAUUCCCUCUGAGCCUCUCAGAGACAUCUCUUAGCCUUUAGGUGAGAAGCAGAAGUUGGUCCUAUUCAGAUAAUCCUGUACAUGCAGUGCCAGAAAUACCCACAAGGUGGCCCUAGAGGACUUCCUUAUUUUGGUCUCCCAGCAUAAUAAAGGCUCUAUAUACAGGAUCUUAGGGAAUCCCCACCUGAAUGGGCACAGUUAAGGCCACUUAACUGAUGUAGGUCCCUUUUGUCAUUUGCAACCAUUUUCCCCUAGGGGUCUUCAAGACUUUACUUUGGAUAGAAUUAAGGGCAGGUGUAACUAGAGUUCUAGCUGGCACCCGAGUGCUGAUCCAAAGGAGGUGGUCAGUGCUGGUCAGUGCGGCUCUGAGGCGCAGCUUCCCUUCCAGGUGCUGGUGAAUCCGGGAAGAGCACCAUUGUCAAGCAGAUGAAGAUUAUCCACCAGGAUGGUUAUUCGCUGGAAGAAUGCCUCGAGUUCAUUGCCAUCAUUUAUGGCAACACUCUGCAGUCCAUCCUGGCCAUUGUUCGGGCUAUGACUACGCUCAACAUUCAGUAUGGAGACUCCGCACGACAGGAUGAUGCCCGGAAGUUGAUGCACAUGGCGGAUACUAUUGAAGAAGGCACGAUGCCCAAGGAGAUGUCCGACAUCAUUCAGCGUUUGUGGAAAGACUCGGGUAUCCAAGCCUGCUUUGAACGUGCCUCAGAGUACCAGCUCAAUGACUCUGCUGGCUACUACCUUUCAGACCUAGAGCGUCUGGUGGCUCCAGGGUAUGUGCCCACUGAGCAGGAUGUGUUGCGUUCUCGUGUCAAAACUACUGGCAUCAUUGAGACACAGUUCUCCUUCAAGGACCUCAACUUCAGAAUGUUCGAUGUGGGCGGGCAGCGGUCCGAGCGCAAAAAGUGGAUCCACUGCUUUGAGGGUGUGACCUGCAUCAUUUUCAUCGCGGCACUGAGCGCUUACGACAUGGUGCUGGUGGAGGACGACGAAGUGAACCGAAUGCACGAGAGCCUGCACCUGUUCAACAGCAUCUGCAAUCAUCGCUACUUCGCCACGACAUCCAUUGUGCUCUUCCUCAACAAGAAGGACGUUUUCUCUGAGAAGAUAAAAAAGGCACACCUCAGCAUCUGCUUUCCCGAUUACGAUGGACCUAACACUUACGAGGAUGCCGGCAACUACAUCAAAGUGCAGUUCCUCGAGCUUAACAUGCGACGUGACGUGAAGGAGAUCUACUCUCACAUGACGUGCGCCACCGACACACAGAACGUCAAGUUUGUCUUUGACGCUGUCACCGACAUUAUCAUCAAAGAGAACCUCAAAGACUGCGGGCUCUUCUGAGAUGCCAGAAUUCAUGUGUGUACCUUGCUCUGAGACUCUGUAGCCCAGCUGCCCUAUAGUCCCCUCCAAUAAUUCCUGUGCCUCAACCUGCUGCCAGACAUCCAAAGCCCUGAGGCUUGAAGUGCGGACCCUCCCCUCGGUCCCCAACCCCGCCCUUCACCGCCUGGCUGCACUGGCCUCUUGGACCCACAGCAGCUAGCCUCAGCUAGGACAAGGCAGGACUUGGGACAGCUGGAGCUCACAGUGACUCAGCAAUACCCAAGUGACCCGGGUCUCCUGACGCCCUUCUGCCACCCCCACCAGCAGCAGCUCACCUGGUGGAUCUCGGUUCAGCAAACAGCCCGCCCUCCCUCCCCAGCUUUCAUGAAGGGCUUGAGGUAUCCCUCCCUCAAGCAGGCUUGCCACUUGCCAGCAGGUCAUUCCAGCCUGCUACCUGCAUAUGACAAGUCCAACAUCUGUCCACCCAGUGGUCAGUGACUGUCCCUUCCAGCAACUAAAGGGAUCCAAAGUUCAAGCUCUGGUCUUUUGUAGCCUCACAUAGAUAAACUAGUGACUUUGACAUGGGUGCCAGGGAGAGACACAAGCCAAACCUAUUCCCAAAUACCAGGCUCGGGGGUAUCUCCCAGUCCCUUGUCCCUCUGGGUCUUCCCUCUCUGUCCUUGGACACUUCCACACCCCACCUUGUUCGCCCACACACAAUACUCAGGGUUUUCUGGUCAAGGUAUGGUGUAUUGAAGGAGAGUACAUUGACAUCCGCUAUGACCAAUAACCAUGCUAUGCUGAGGGGUGGCUGAGGGCAGAGUCCAAUGCCUAUUGAUCAACCAUGGGCAAAGAAUAUCCCAUGUGAGUUUGCAGGCAAUCCCAUGUGACCCUGUUCUCCCUCCUAAUUCAGGGCGCAGUCCUUGGGAGAGAGAAGUGAAAGCCAUGCCUGAACCAUUAGAGACAAUGCCCACGUCCUACGGCCACUUCUGCUUUCUUCAUCAAGCAGCUUAAGUCUGUGGACCAGAGGCAGCGCUAUGGUCUGAGACACAGUGAUUCUGUCCAGCAAGGCUAGGACGUAAUCUGUACUUCCCCUAGCUACAUGCCCAGACUCAGCAAUAAACCUUUGCACCAGG
Alexandromys fortis (reed vole) is the source of this 5504-nucleotide messenger RNA. It is a transcript of the gene Gnat1, whose product is annotated as G protein subunit alpha transducin 1. Gene Ontology annotation, cellular component: heterotrimeric G-protein complex. The coding region runs from base 3481 to 4389 and encodes 302 amino acids. Lineage: Eukaryota; Metazoa; Chordata; Mammalia; Rodentia; Cricetidae. Gene Ontology annotation, biological process: adenylate cyclase-modulating G protein-coupled receptor signaling pathway. The record is from RefSeq and is a predicted model, not a curated record. Gene Ontology annotation, molecular function: GTP binding; G-protein beta/gamma-subunit complex binding; GTPase activity. The transcript is spliced from 8 exons.